Molecule: messenger RNA, 2967 nt
Organism: Botrytis byssoidea
Lineage: Eukaryota; Fungi; Ascomycota; Leotiomycetes; Helotiales; Sclerotiniaceae
Exons: 1
Coding region: 1-2967 (988 amino acids)
Source: RefSeq, a predicted model, not a curated record
AUGCGUCGUGCAUCUCAAGAUAUGAGCGAUCCCGACCGUAAUAUUAUGGAAUCAACCGGUAUGCCAGAAGAUCCCGUAGACCUCGAUCUCAUAUCCGAGAGGGAAGAUUCCCCUUCAAAUCGAAUUCAUACACCACCACCACGCAUCGCUGCAAGGUUCUAUCGCCCCACCAACAAUCGACGUAAAUCUUCGGCUGCAUCCUCGAGACGAAAUUCCAUUUCAUCAGUUCAUUCACAUGGCUCGAGUCGUCAUGCCGCGGGCCACGCCGGUAUGCCGGGUCCGCAGAGCAAUUACAUCGCUCAACAUCUACGUAGAGCGAGUAUACUGGAAGAUCGAAAGGCUAGAUUGGCCGAUAGAGCAGCACAUGCGGAGAAAGUCAGAUUGAGGGCGGCAUUAGCCAAGGCAGCACCGAGAAGUACGACGAAUACCGAGGAGAGAGCUUUAGCAGCGCAACAAGCGAGAGAGAAGAAUCUGGCAGAGAUUGUCGCGAGUUGUGCGGAGGAAGUUAAGAGGGCAAAGGGUAUUGCGGAGACUAUGAAAGAGAGAAGGGAAUUAGAAGGGAAGAAGCUUAGAAAGGAGAUGGAGGAAAAACUUGCCGAGGCUGAAAGGAGGCGAGAGGAAAUCUUGAGUCGAAAUAAUAACAGCAAACAACGAGGAAGAAGUUUGAGUAAUAUGAGAAAGAGUUCGAGUCCAAGUCCAGUUGCGGAGAUAAAGAAAGCACCACUUACCGAAUCAGCGGCAGCAAAGAUAAUUCAAACUAGAUGGAGAGUUCAUAGACGUUGGAAGGCAUUACAUGAUUUUGCAGAACUGGGACUCACAAUUGAUGGGGUUCGCGAGACUUCAUUUGAGAAAGUGGUUGAUUUGUUGGCUCAAGAGAAAGUUCUCCUUAGUACGGCACACAUUCUGAGAAUUUGUGGACUCAAAGAAGGAGAGAGCGGAUCAGUCAAUGAAAUGACAGCAGUCCGAACCUUUCUCAGCGCUUUCCUAAUCCUUGGUCACCCUACACAGGUUUUGAGUAGUAAAGGUGAUAAAGGAGAACAGGAACAGGUAGGAGCGCAACCAAUGAAGAGGGAUGAUUUGGCUAAUCCACAGUUGCAGGACCUCGUUGCAAAAGCCCGAGAUCUACUUAUUUCUUUUGAAACUGUUUUGUCUAGAUUGACAACUGCAAACAAUUAUACGCCUCCUCCAGCUCAGCUAUCAACAUUGUCGGAAGUUUAUGCAACAUUCUUCAAUGCUUUUAUCGCGUGGAAAUCUAGAGAUGCAAGUACGCUUAUUGAUAUGAUGGUUUUACAAUUUGUAGAAUUAGAUUCGAUAUGGCAAACUGUGAAAGAUAGUACGGAAGAAUCUGUCACUGAUUCAUAUCGUGAUGGAAUCAGAGACAAUCAACUUAAAUUGAUGGUUAGGAUCAAGAGACUUGCCGGACCAGUUCAGGGGAAACGAUUGAUUUCAAAUGCUAUCCGGGAAGCAAGAAAGGUUAAACAAACCAAACAACCUACUGGGGAUUCAAAACCUCGUGCGGCGGAAACAAGAUCAGCAUCUCCUGUCAUUGAAGAUUUUAAUGCUUCCGAUAAUGCCGUUGCAUCUCAUUUACAAACUCUCACACCACCUGCUACGCCUGUCAAACAACGUCGUGGACAAGUUACCGAUGCAGAUAAUUUAAGAUCAGUUAAUUCAAUACUUCCAGAUAAUCGAACUUUGGUUCAUGAAUUGGCCAUUAAUAAAGAAUAUCGUAUCUCGAUGGAAGAUUGUCUUCAACAGCGAGGGGUCGUUAAUCAACUUAUCUUUGAUUCCAUGAGACAAGAAGUCGCAGCUGGGAAUAGUGAUCCUUGGGUUCUUGCAAUGGCAGAUAACAUCAAGGGCAAACUUCAACGUCUCCUUACUCCUGGAAAUUCAAUGUACAAACUUAUUGAAGAUUCCCUCGAUACGGAUUUGGUAGCAUCAGAACUCAAGAAUGGCAGGUUUUCCUACGAAACUUUCUUUAAUUUUAUGGGCAAUAUUUUACCUCGAUUAUGUGCUCCUUUCCGAGAUGACGAGGUCAAAGUUCUUGCUGAGACUACUCUCAAAGAAGGUGAUUUCGUCGAUCGUCUUCAAGCAUUGAUGCGCUUCAUCGAUCUAAUGCAACUCGAUUAUGCCAAUUUUAUGCUUCAACAAUCGGCUCCUGAACUGAUCAAGCAUGCUUCCACAUAUGAAACUAAACGUUUCUCGGAAGAAAUGGAAGAGACCAAUAACGAUCUUACCAUUACCACAAGAGCUUGGCGCGAAGCUCGUCAAAAGGUUCAUACAGAAGCUGCUCGUCGAGAUCGGGAGAAUGUCGGGUUAGCGAGAAAUAGACCUACGCCAGAGAAAACAUACAUUCAGAUGUUGGUAGAUAUAUGUACAUCUGCGCCCGGAAGCCCAGUGCCAGAAACCUUAAAGCUGGAUAUGGCAAGGAUUGAGACGGCAAGGAAAGAUACUCUUCGAAUCGUCACCACUUCAGCAAUUCUUCUACAAGCCAAAAACAUCCUUAAGCGAGAUGUUCGAAGUCAAUGGAAAACUGAAGCUUCAAGAGUUUAUUCCGUGCUUGAAAAUUCCAAGGAAUCAGAACAAGCAGAACAAGGCAUCACAGCCGCAUUGGAAAGUAGUAGAAGUAUGCCCAUGGCUACCAAGAAUCAUAUUCGCGAAUUAGUCAAGAGAAUCAUGGUAGCAGCUUCGGCUCUAAGUUCUACUGAAGGUGAACUUCGUGAACCGGUCAUGAAACUUUUGAUGACUAGAUUGAGAGGUUAUCUUAUUCAUAGAUUGGCAAAGGAAAGCCCACGGAAUGAUGGGAAUGGCAAUGAAGGAAUUGCGGGGUUGGGCAUGCCAGAGUUUGUGGCAAAGAUUGGAGGGAUUGUGGAGGUGCUUGGGAAGAUGGGGAGAGUAGACAAGGAUGCUCAUGGACUCUGGUACGAGGUUGUUGAGACUGCAGCUGCGAGUGAGGUUGAAGUUUGA